CAGGACUGGCAAACUCAGACAAAAAACAAGCUGUGUUUUAUGGAAGAAUACCACCAUUGAAGGGAUUCAAGUUAACUUUAAAGUGUUUUGAAUAUUUGUAUUUGAAUAUGUAUAAAACUAGAUCUACAGAUUUCAUCAGAUUCUUGAAUAAAACUGUAAGUUUCCAAAGUUAUCAGCUACUACCACAAAUGUCCUUUUAUUGUUUAACAUGAAGAAUAGUAUAUUUGAGAAAUCACUCAUUAAACAUAUUCUUAUUCCCUUCAAUCCAAAAUGUAACCAGCAAUUAAGUUAAAAGCAUAUUUCCUAAUUAGCAAUAGAAAAUCCAAAAUUAAAAAAUAAAGCAGACCUAAAGACUGGACCUGAUUAGCAAGAUCCACCCUCAGUCUCCUCCUUCAACUGACUUCUCACACUCUAAUUCUAGUCCUGUGUGUUCACUCCAGGUGAGUCACCCUUAAGAUUCCUGCAGGUUCAGGAAAUGCUCCUCCAGUCUACAAAUCUCACCUACUCCUAAAUGUGAGUCACACAUAUUAGCAAGAGCGUGAGCAGCCCCAGUUGUUCCUGGGCAGAGGAGUUUGCCAGAGCGCUCCAGAGGACAGUCAGGGGCAUAGGGGCAGAGGGGCAGGAGGCACCUCUCUUCUCUGGAAGCAGAGAAAAAUGCUUACUUUUGAUGCCUCAUCAGAAAACCCACUUCCCUGCCAACCUUAGUUUUAAUCUUACUCUAAUUAGAAAUGCGAAGCCUGUUUCAACUUGAAGAUACUCCUAUCAGGUGAAUGGACAGACAGCCAUGGAAAUGAAAGAAUAGCUGGUACCUCUCCUGUGCCUCCAUCCUCUCCCAGCACCCCCUGACAUGCCGCUCUGCUCACAACACUCCUCAACUGAAGAAUGGGGCUCAACUUGACACUUACAAAAUUACCAAAUACCGAGCUGCUUGGCCCAAGAGGCCAUACCCUGAGCAACAUUAGCGAUGGACUCCAGAGGAAUGCCACCCUUCACAACAAGUUUGACACUAUUGUCUUGCCUGUGUUUUACCUCAUCAUAUUUGUGGCGAGCAUCUUGCUGAAUGGCCUCGCAGUGUGGAUUUUCUUCCACAUUCGGAAUAAAACCAGCUUUAUAUUUUAUCUCAAAAACAUAGUGGUGGCUGACCUCAUAAUGACGCUGACUUUCCCAUUCCGGAUAGUCCAUGGUGCAGGAUUUGGACCUUGGUACUUUAAGUUUAUCCUCUGCAGAUACACUUCAGUUUUAUUCUAUGCAAACAUGUAUACAUCCAUCGUGUUUCUAGGGCUGAUCAGCAUUGACCGGUACCUGAAGGUGGUAAAGCCAUUUGGGGACUCUCGAAUGUACAGCAUAACCUUUACGAAAGUUUUAUCUGUUUGUGUUUGGGUGAUCAUGGCUGUUUUGUCAUUGCCAAACAUCAUCCUAACAAAUGGUCAACCAACUACUGACAACAUUCAUGAAUGCAUGGAACUUAAAAGUCCUCUGGGAGUCAAAUGGCACAAGGCAGUCAUCUAUGUCAACAACUGCUUGUUUGUGGCUGUGCUAAUCAUUCUGAUUGGGUGUUACAUAGCCAUAUCCCGGUACAUCCACAAAUCUAGCAAGCAGUUCAUAAGUCAGUCUAGCCGAAAGCGAAAACAUAACCAAAGCAUUAGGGUGGUUGUGGCAGUGUUUUUCACUUGCUUUCUACCAUAUCACUUGUGCAGAAUUCCUUUUACUUUCAGUCACUUAGACAGGCUUUUAGAUGAAUCUACACAUAAAAUUCUGUAUUACUGCAAAGAAAUGACACUUUUCUUGUCUGCAUGCAAUGUGUGCCUAGAUCCAAUAAUUUACUUUUUCAUGUGUAGAUCAUUUUCAAAAAGGUUAUUCAAAAAAUCAAAUAUCAGAACCAGAAGUGAAAGCAUUCGAUCUCUGCAAAGUGUCAGGAGAUCAGAAGUCCGCAUAUACUAUGACUACACUGAUGUGUAAGUAGAGGCCAAGAGGCUUUCUCUUGUUAGUUGGAAGCAGUGUGUAAAAAGUGUAAAUAAAUGUCUAUUUUCAUUACUCUGUCUGGAGUCCAUCAAAAUAUAAAUGAAAAAAUACCUAAAAUGGCAUGAAGUUGGGGCUUAAUUUGGAACUAAGAUAAAGCACAGCAAAACACCAGAUAACUGAGAUAGCACAUGGAUGAAUGACAGGGUUCAUGACUCAUAGUUUAAGGACUUUCUUUCUGGGGGUCAUGUUAGUGACUAUCUGAGUGUCCUGUAGAUGAUCCACAGGUCACAAAGCUGCUCAGAAGAUACUUCUGCAGAGAACAGAAACUAGAGAGAAUUCCUACAGUUCAAUUAACUGCUUAUUGCAUAGCUCAGUAAAUACUGAUUUCUAGAGCUUCUGUUAACCCACCAAAGACCUGAGUCUACCCUUACCACCCUCUGUCACUAUGUUUAUCACUGUUUUGUGCAUGUAAGAAGAAAAUGUGUGAUGUAAGAGUGGGAACAUAAAGGAAGAGGAAGUAUGGCUAUAUUGUAAAGAAACACUGAUAAUGUUCAACUACUGGAUAACAAUAAGGAGGUCAGAUGUGGCCAGCACCAUCAUUUGCCACAUGGUGAAUUGUAGGGUCUGGCAUCUUGUUUGCAUGGGUGUGCCUGAAUCCUAAAGAAAGGGAAGUUCCACCCCCAGGUUAUGGAUUUUCCUGAAUCCCUGGAGACAUAGGUAGGCACUUGGCCUAUAGGUUACUGAACCUGUCAGUCAAAUGCCUGGGACUGGGAGCUUCCCGUGACCCUGCCCCCUGACCUGACUCUAUUUUGGGUCAGGUGAGGUCAGGUUCCAUUACACCAUGCUGCAUGUCUGUGUUCUCAUCCUGUGCCCUGUCUCCUGGCUUAUCUCCAGUCACCACGGCAUCCCAAGUCAGUUCUCCAUUGGAGCUGAAUUGGUUUGUUGGUAUUGUUUUUGUUCUUUCUUUCCUCUCUGGCCUGUUUCCUAACAGUGCUAAGGGUAUUUGCAGGCCACAGGCCUUUGUAACCACUGGGUGCCUGCAGACUGCUAACGCUCUAAUAAAGACCGCAAGAUUUGACCCUUCAAAAUGUGGCUUCUCAGAUACUUUACCUAACUGAUUUCAUAUCAGCUAUCACAGAGAAAACAAUAUGGUGGAAUUUUGAGACUUUGUCAGUACUCUGAAGUUGUGCUUGCCAUCAUUAAUACCUUAUGAUACAUUUAAUCUUCAUGUGCAAGCAGAACAGAAGAAAAUACACAACCUUGGCUAUUACAUAGUUCAUCAAAUAGUCUUUUAAGUUUUUAUUUUAAAUAUGUAUUAGUAAAAUGUUCUUCCCUGUCAUGUAUACUAGCCUUUCCUAUGUAGGGCUGUCAUUGAUUUAAAUAUUUAACUAUAAGAUGAAAGAUACAGAGUUCAGUAAGUUAAGCAAAGAACAAGUUCAAGAGUAAACAUUUAGAUCUUAGAAGAUUUUCCUUUUUUCAGUAUAUACCUUUGCCUUCAUUUUCAAA
Messenger RNA from Perognathus longimembris pacificus (Pacific pocket mouse), 3468 nucleotides. RefSeq names its product G protein-coupled receptor 87 (gene Gpr87). Bases 883 to 1959 code for a protein of 358 amino acids. The transcript is spliced from 3 exons. The record is from RefSeq and is a predicted model, not a curated record. Gene Ontology annotation, cellular component: membrane. Gene Ontology annotation, biological process: G protein-coupled receptor signaling pathway. Lineage: Eukaryota; Metazoa; Chordata; Mammalia; Rodentia; Heteromyidae. Gene Ontology annotation, molecular function: G protein-coupled purinergic nucleotide receptor activity.